AUGAACUUUAACGGUUCAUCAAAUAACUCUGUGCCGCAGCAGUUUGUUAACCUGCAACAGCAGCAACAGCAGCAACAGCAACAGCAACGAAACCAACCUUCGGGUCAGUUCCAGCAGCAAGCUCAACCAAUGCAACAACAGCCUCAACAGCAACAACAACUCAACCCACAGCAGAUAAUGCACAUCAGCAACUUGGGAGUUCCUCAAAGCGAGAGAAAUGCCUUUAUCGAACGUUUUUUGGAGUUUCUUGCUAAUUCUAAUAUCCCACCAGAGCAGCGCCGUAUUAAAGCUCAAGCUUAUGAACUUUCAAUUUUAUUAAAGUGCAAUUCAAAGGAAGCUUACCUUCAAAAAACAAGGGAGAUUAUUGCCAGGUUCCCACCUAGCCAGAGGUAUAAUCCAAUGGUCCAAAUGCAACCGCAACAACGACAACAACCUCCACAACAAAACCAGCCUCAGCAAAGUAUGAGUGAGUCUCAGCAACAACAAUUUGUAGCAGCUUUACAAAAUCAAAAAAAUCAACCCCUCACUCCUGCACAGAUUCAACAAGCUCAACUUUUUAGACAACAACUGCAGCAACAACAACAACAACAGCAACAGCAACAGCAGCAGGGUCAAGGGAAUCGACCAGCAGUUACUUCAACAGCUACUCCAGAGCAGAUUGCUAUUAUGAAGAAGAUUAUGGUCCAAAAACAACAGCAGCAGCAAUUGCUGCAACAGCAAAGACAGCAGCAGCAACAACAACAACAACAACAGCAGCAGCAGCAGCAGCAGCAGCCGCAACAACCACAGCAGCAGCAGCAACAGCCGCAACAACCACAGCAGCAGCAACAACCACAGCAGCAGCAACAGCCGCAACAACAGCAACAGCCCCCACAACAACAUAUGUCACCUGAGUUAACCAAUGCUCUCAAGCAAUUUAUGAUAAGAAUUCCCAUUCCCAAUGAACUGCUGCAACAUCUCAAGGUUCGACUUCCUGAUGGUGUCAACAAUCUUGAACAGUUAAUGCGCGGUAUCAACAAUGGUUCGAUUCCUCUUACGGAUAAUAUUAGGUCCUUGCAAUCUUAUCAACAGAAAUAUGCUCUCAAGAAUUUCUUUCAGGCUGAAGAAUUUCAACGAUUUCAAUUGCAACAGCAACGUGCCCAGCAACAGCAAAAAUCUCAACAACAACAGCAGCAACAGCAACAGCAACAGCAACAGCAACAGCAACAGCAACAGCAACAGCAACAGCAACAGCAACAGCAACAACCACAGCAACAGCCACAGCAGCAGUUACAACAACAGCAGCAGCAGCAGCAGCAAAAACAACAACAGCAGCAACGUGCUCAGCAGAUUCAACAAGCUCAACAAGCUCAACAAGCUCAACAAGCUCAACAAGCUCAACAGGCUCAACAGGCUCAGCAGGCUCAACAAGUUCAACAAAUCUCUCAACAAGUUCAACCACAACAGCCUAACAGGUCUCCGUUUUUGCAACAAAGUCAAAUUGCUCAGCCAAACCAAAAUGCAGGAAUCAUGAAUGAAAAUCAAAAUAAUGCACCGCCACAACAGCAAGUGCUUCCAAGAGGAGCCGGUACAACAAGAGGUCGCGGAAAGCGAGGUCGUGGAGCAGCUUCAAGAUCACCUCAGGUUACACACCAAGGACUUCAAGCCAACAAACAGCAGCAGCAGCAGCAGCAGCAACAACAACAGAAGCAGCAACAGAUUUCUCAGGUUCCACAGGUCAUACAGCAACAGCAACAACAGCAACAGCAACAACAACAACCACAGCAGCAGUUGCAACCUCAAACACAGCAGCUCAGGCCUCAAACCUCGCCACAACAACGAUUUGCCAAUCCUGCCUUGAACAACAAUGGAAACAAUAAUAUGAUUAGGGCAAAUCAAGGCACUGGAAACCAACCUCAGCAAUUCCAACAAGCACCGCAACAGCAACAGCAACAGCAACAACAGCCACAAGCAACACAGCAGUCACAACAGCAACCUCAACGUUCUCCACAAAUGGGUAGACGGGUGGCUCCUGAGCUUUUGAACCAGCUUAAGGAACUUGUCAGCAAAAACCCCAUUCCUUUAAAUGAUGAGACAGACCAGUUGUCUGAAGAAGAUAAGAAGAAGGUGAGAGACAUUUAUGUGACAUGCGCCAAAGAAGUGAUGCCCUUUUUUGACCAAUAUUAUCAUGCAAUUGCCCAAGUUCUCAUCAAUGAUAAUCAAGGGCUUUUGCGACUUCACCGGGCCCUUGACAAGUUUAAACGUGUUUCAGGGGGGUUCAAAAAUGGACGCUAUUUGACUGAUGUUGCCGGAAUGGAGCACAUGAAGCAAGAGUUGUCUGAAUAUCAUAAUGUGUUGAUUAGACUGCUUAGAUCACGUAUGCAAAUGUCAAACCAGGCUCAACAACAACAGCAGCAACAGCAGCAGCAACAGCAACAGCAGCAGCAACAACAACAGCAGCAGCAACAGCAGCAGCAGCAGCAAAACCAACAGCCUGGAGGUUCCAAGAGUAAUCUUAUCUCACAAACUGCUAUGAGAAGCCCGAUGAUGAACCAGAAUAUGACUUCUGCUCAGUUGAUGCAGAUUCAACGACAACAGCUUCAACAGCAGCAGCAGCAACAACAACAACAGCAGCAGCUUCAAUCUCAAAUUCAACAACAACAACAACUUCAGUCUCAGCUUCAGCAACAACAACCUGCUGGGGGCUUGGUACCAUCGCCAGUUGUUCCUUCUGCAACAAUCCAAGCACCUGCUACUGGAACCACCACCACCACCACCACCACCAACAAUAAUAAUAAUAAUAGUACGCCUGCUGCUACUCAAGCUCCUAGACGCAAGGGCAGAGCUCCUGGUACACGGAAAAACUCGAAACAACUUAAGUCGACACCCACUCAAGCACCGGCACAGCUUCCUCCUCAACAGCCACUGACGCCAAUGACACCAGUAACAGCAGCCAACCAGUCUUAUCCUGUGUCUCAAACGCCAACAGGAGCUGGAGCUACACCAAGCGUACCGCUUGCUACGGCAUCGCCAUACAAUAAUAAUAACAAUAAUAAUAAUAAUCAAGGCACUAAUCCAAACUCUCCAAUGCUGUCUAAUACUCCUACAACAAUGAACCAAGCUGGUCAAAGUAUGAAUGCACCUCAAGGUCAGCAGCAGCUCCAGCAACCUCCUCCAUCGUCUUCUUCGUCCUCGUCUUCUUCGCAGUUAUUGCAGCCAUCUCCACGGACAUUUGCAGCUAACCCUGAUGCAUUGUCUCCACAAGGAGUGCCACAGUACAUGAAGCCUGGGCUGACACAGGACCAGCUGAAACUGCCACAGAACUUUCAACAACAACGGAAACAGCGCAAGGGUUCACAGACUCCAAACGUGGGGACACCUUCCAUGCCUUCUGGUGGAAACAAUACACCGUCAAUUAGUGCUCAGCAACAAAGUCAACAAAGUCAACAAAGUCAACAAAGUCAGCAAAGUCAGCAAAGUCAGCAACAGCAACAAGCUGGCGCAACACCAGGUAUUGGAACACCAGGAUCAAUUGGUUCUCCCGAUAAUACGUUUAUUGCAGGGUCUCCUAUGCAACAGCCAAACACAUUAAAACAUUCACGGAGCGGUAGUAUGAAUGAUGGGCCUAUUGGUGGGGUUAAACGGGAGAAGCUUGAAGGUGGGCCAGCAGUGCAAUCACGCGCGGGGACGCCUGGGGGGUCUUUUGGAGCUGCAGAUGUUGAUUUGCGGCGCAAGAGUUUUGUUGACCAUUACCAGCGACGUGGAGACUCCAACAAGGCGGAGCUUGCACGGAACGAUCCGAUUGGGUUUUUUAUCCACGGGCUUGGAGAGGCACUUGGAGUUCCUGAGGGAGUGAUUCAAGAGGUGAAUAAUAGUAGUGUUGAGCAGCUUGAGGUUAUUGUUAAGAAUGAGAAUAACAAUGGCGUUAAUAAUAGUAAUAGUAAUAGUAAUAGUAAUCCUACUACUACUACUACUACUACUACUACUACUACUACUACUUCUACUCCUACGAAUAUUAUUAAUAAUAAUAAUAAUAAUAAUAAUAACAACAAUAAUGCAGUAUCUGGAAUGUCGUUAUUAUUAACGCCACAGCAAGGGUCUGGUCGGGUUCCAAUUCUUGGAGGAGCCAACUUUGGGUUUGAAGACAUUAAUAAUAGUGGGUCAGUACCUAAGAUGCCUAGCAGUUGGGCGGGACCAGUAUCAGCACUUGCUAUUCGCAAUGCAUUUUCUUGUUUGGAUUCUACACGGAGUGUUGACAUCAAUUUGUUGACUCCUCCUGAGGACCCUGAAGGAAGUGGUAUUGUUGGAAAUGGUCAUAAUGUGACGUCUGUGCCUAGUGGUUUUAUUUCUCAGUCAAAGAUGGCGAUGACAGUUCCUACACCUGGGUCUACUGAGGAAAGUAGUAGUCAUCAUAAUGGUGGUACGAAUGUUUAUAGUAUUUCAGAGGAAGAAGUAUCAUGGCCUUCAUUUGAUGCGGAAGGCAAACAACCGAUUGAAUUUAAUGGAUUGAAUCGAACCAAUGCAGAGGGUUUGAAUCCUUGGGACUUUGAUUCUAUGUGUGAUUUUAUUGAUACGCAUAAUUUGGGGUUUGGAGAGAUUAAUUUGUAUUGA
Molecule: messenger RNA, 4590 nt
Organism: Magnusiomyces paraingens
Lineage: Eukaryota; Fungi; Ascomycota; Dipodascomycetes; Dipodascales; Dipodascaceae
Exons: 2
Coding region: 1-4590 (1529 amino acids)
Source: RefSeq, a predicted model, not a curated record